CCAGAUAAACGCCAUUCAGGCGAUGUAAGAUGCGCACUAUGGAGCUGUAGUACACAGAAAAGAGCAGGGGUGUUUCUCAGUGAGAACUCCCCACUGUCGGCUAAGCAGUCCCCACGCCUCCCAUGUUGAGUGAUUGUCUUGUUUCCACUCACAUCUGAUAGCUCUUCAGGCACGGGACAGCAUGACUAGUGGAUUCACGGACGGGACACCUGAAGAGGAAUACGCACACUCGCCGUUCAUCAGGAAACAGGGGAACAUUUACAAACCCAAUAAUAAAGAAAUGGAUAACGACAGCGUCAACGAAAAGGCACUUCACGAUGUCCACACCAAGGAGAUUGACCUGGUCAACCGGGACCCAAAUCAUAUAAAUGACAACGUGGUCAAGGUUGAAUUUGAGGAUGUGAUUGCUGAGCCCCCUGGCACGUACAGUUUUGAUGGCGUGUGGAAAGCCAGCUUCACCACCUUCACAGUAACCAAGUACUGGUGCUACAGGCUUCUGACGGCCCUGGUGGGCAUCCCGCUCGCCCUCGUAUGGGGCAUCUUCUUUGCAAUCCUCUCCUUCAUCCACAUCUGGGCGGUGGUGCCCUGUGUGAAGAGCUACCUAAUUGAGAUCCACUGUGUCAGUCGAGUCUACUCCAUCUGUGUGCACACGUUCUGCGACCCGCUGUUCGAGGCCAUCGGAAAGUGCUUCAGCAGUGUUCGGAUCACCACCACCAAGGCGGUGUAAAGAUACAGAGAGGAAAAGAGCCAGAGGGAAUGGGUGGGAUGGGGGAAUGGAAACCAAUGUCCAACACAGGGAGAUAAUGUUUAAUGAAAAUAAAGCCUCUAUAAUAAAAAGAGGGCAAAACAAAAGUGAACAGAGAUGGGAUUAUCAGGAGAUGCACUGUAUUAAGGUGACUAUAAGAAACAAUAAUCCUCUCUGUCUCUGUUCAACAAGUACAUAAUCUCCUCACAAUUUUGGAUUCCAAUGGGACAUCUGUUAAUAAUUCAAAAAAUUAUUUGAAAUUUGUUAGCCUGUCUCAUUUUAGGAACACAGUUUCUGCCUUACUUGUGUUGAGUCUGUUGUUUUAUUGUCCCCUUUCAUUCAUUCUUGUAACAACGUAAUGUUGCGUUGUUUAAAAAACUAAUAGCUUUGCUAUCUUCGGUCUUCUUUCAGUAUUCCGUUUGGUAGAUGUGUACUAGCACCCUUAAAGGAAUAGUUCACCCAAAAAUGAAAAUGAUGAUAAAUAACUCACCCUCAGGCCAUCCAAGAUGUAUAUGACCUUCUUUCUUCAUCAGAACUGGAUUUAAGAUUUUUAGGAGAGUAACCCAGGUUUUUAGCCUCAUCUAAUGCACACCAAUAUUUGGCGGUCCAAAAAGCAUAUUUAGGCAGCAUUAAAGUAAUUCACACGACUCCAGUCGAUUAAGUAAUGUCUUCUGAAGUUAAUCAAUACGCUUGUGUGAAAAACAAAUCGCUAAAAUGUUUUUAACUUUAAAUAGGCACCUCCGCCAUCUCUCUGUAGCUGUGAAGUACGUUCCUCUGUGGUAAACAGAGCAGACAUUACUUAAUCAACUGGAGUCAAAUAUCUUUGAUGCUGCCUAAAUAUGCUUAUUGGACCAUAAAAAAUUGGUGGCCAUUCACUUGCAUCGGAUGAGGCUAAAAACCUGGGAUACUCCUAAAAAUCUUGAAUCCAGUUCUGUUUGAAGAAAGGUUAUAUACAUCUUGGAUGGCCUGAGGGUGAUUAAAUUAUCAGCAAAUAAAAUAUUUUUGGUGAACUAUUCCUUGAAGGCCAGAAUUUGGUUUUCCACAUGCCAAUACAUCUCACGCACAUUGCGUAUGACAUAAACAUCAGCAGCACAGUACUCAUGUAUUGUCCACGUGCAGCAUCGUUUUGCAAGACAUGCAGUCUUUGCCCGUCGCCGGUGCAUGUGCCUGCCAAUGACUGUGCGACAAGAGUGUUGAAUUCCCCUGUAAUGGGCUCACAGUCAAAUUAGUUUACUUUUAAAGGCUGAGCACUAGACAGUGCACAAGAUGAAGCGGCACCAUGUCCUAACCAGGCGCAACAACUUUCGAGCAAACAAUUUGUCUGUCCACACUGAAUGUGAAAUAGCUGCAAGAUACAACACAGCCAGUUGAUAUUUGAUAUUCAAUGCCUUGUUAUGUGUGGUAGGAUUUUGAAACAGUGAGAUUUCAUGGUGGGCGGGGCUACCCUGUACAAUAAGGCUGGUUAAAAAUAUUGAUUUUCCAAUUAAUCUUCAUUUGAACAAUCUCGAUAUUGAUUCUUAAAAAUCCUUUCUUAAAAAUGUUUACUUUAACUAUUAAAGUUUACUUCAGUUUUGGUUGUGUUAUUAUUAAAUCUGUUAAAUAAUCGCAAUUUAACUGCAUUGCUUGGGCCCUUUUGUUAAAUGUAAACAUUUAUAUUUUCAUAAUGUACCAAGUUAAAAGGUUUUCCUGUUUAAUUUACAGCAAUAGCAGAUAAUUAAUUAUUUCAUAUGUAAGCAGGUUGUUAUAAUAGUUAUUAUAAAAAUAGAUAUUAUACUGUAAAUGAAAUAUACUGGAAUAAACCUGAAUUGAAUCAAAUAGUAUCGUAAUUGACUCGAGAGCUUGUGAAUCGGAAUCAAAUCAAAUCGGGAAAUUUCUAUCAAUUCCCAGCCCUACUGUACAAUCCAAGUAAUCAACAAAAUGGCCUUUUGCCAUUCUGGCUGAUUAUUACAAAACUUCAGAUUUAAAUAGAAGAGACUGAUUUUAAUGCCUGGUUUUAAAACCGUGCCUGGUUUGGACAUGGUGUUAUUUGCCAUCAUCACUGGGGUUUGUAUAAUCCAAGUUUAAUGUUUGAUUGUUUGUUUGUUUUUGGUG
Xyrauchen texanus (razorback sucker) is the source of this 2836-nucleotide messenger RNA. Its product is annotated as caveolin-1. Gene Ontology annotation, cellular component: Golgi apparatus; cytoplasmic vesicle; perinuclear region of cytoplasm. The record is from RefSeq and is a predicted model, not a curated record. Bases 182 to 727 code for a protein of 181 amino acids. Gene Ontology annotation, biological process: negative regulation of endothelial cell proliferation; negative regulation of protein tyrosine kinase activity; caveola assembly. Lineage: Eukaryota; Metazoa; Chordata; Actinopteri; Cypriniformes; Catostomidae. Gene Ontology annotation, molecular function: protein kinase binding; molecular adaptor activity; transmembrane transporter binding. The transcript is spliced from 3 exons.